AACAAUGAACCACAGUUCAGUUCUGCUUUUGCUGCUCCUCCUGGGAACGUGCUCUGCUUACACCUAUCAAAACGUGGCCUUACGUGGAAAAGCAACCCAGUCAGACCGUUAUUUGUAUGCAUUUGGGGCUGCCUACAAUGCUAUUGAUGGAAACCGUGAUUCUAACUUCGGGGCCGAUUCAUGCACUCACACUGAUGGACAUACCAACCCCUGGUGGAGAGUGGACCUGCUGGAGUCCUACAUCGUCACCUCCGUCAUCAUCACCAACAGAGGAGACUGCUGUGCAGAAAGACUCGACGGGGCAGAGGUUCACAUCGGCAACUCUUUACAGGAAAAUGGUGCCGCAAACCCAGUGGCUGCCGUAAUUCCUAAUAUCCCAGCAGGCAGGUCUUUAAAAAUGACUUUUACCAGACUUGUGGAGGGACGUUAUGUGACUGUGGUUCUACCUGGUUUAGGACGAGUCCUUACACUCUGCGAAGUGGAAGUCUACGGGUACCGUGCCCCAACUGUUUCUUCCCUCCCACCGGAGGUCACUUUGUUCUGCAGAGAGCAUCAAGGAAAACUAAUUAUCAGUGCUGAUGUUUGCAAAUGUGUCCUUUAUGCAGGAGAGAACCUGGCACUCCAAGGAAAAGCUACUCAGUCAUCACUGCAUUCUACAGGCAUUGCCUAUAAUGCUAUAGAUGGGAAUCGUGCUGCCUCCUGGAGCCAGGGUUCUUGCAGUCACACAGGCUUAAACUUGAACCCCUGGUGGCGACUGGACCUGGGCAAAACCCAUAAAGUGUUUUCUGUCAACAUAACCAACUACAGUAAUGAGCCCUUUCGAAUAAAUGGAGCCGAGAUCCUAAUUGGAGACUCUCUUGAAAAUAAUGGCAACAACAAUCCCAGGUGUGCUGUGAUCUCAAGCAUCCCUGGAGGUUUCACCAAAACCUUCCAGUGUAACAGGAUGGACGGUCGCUACGUUAACAUCGUCAUUCCUGGAAGAAGCGAGUACCUGGUCCUCUCUGAGGUGGAGGUUUACGGCUCCAGACUGGAUAGAGCACAGGAAUCGCUUAGUUUGGGUUUGGGUUCGGAAGCCUUUUUUUCUUUGUCAUUGAAUCAUCAGACGGUCGGGGUCUCCAGAAUGAUGAAACUCAGUGUUUUCCUUCUGAUGCUCCUCCUGGAGACAUGCUCAGCCAUCACUUAUGAAAAUGUGGCUUUGCGUGGAAAAGCGACCCAGUCAGACCGUUAUGAGCACGCGUUUAGUGCUGCCAACAGCGCUAUUGAUGGAAAUCGUGAAUCUACUUUCUAUUUCGGAUCAUGCACCCACACUGACGAAGAGAACAACCCCUGGUGGAGAGUGGACCUGCUGGAGUCCUACAUCGUCACCUCCGUCAUCAUCACCAACAGAGGAGACUGCUGUCAACAGAGGCUCAACGGGGCAGAGGUUCACAUUGGAAACUCGUUACAAGACAAUGGUGCCGCAAACCCAGUGGUUGGUACAGUUCGUGGUGCAAAACAGUCGUACACUCUGACUUUCACUGAUCGUGUGGAGGGACGUUAUGUGUCUGUGGUUUUGCCGGGAAGAGGGUAUCUUACGCUCUGCGAAGUGGAAGUCUAUGGGUACCGUGCCCCAACGGGAGAGAACCUGGCACUCCAAGGAAAAGCCUCACAGUCAUCACUAUAUAUGUUUGGCACUGCAUAUAACGCCAUAGACGGGAAUCCUAACAGCCAUUGGGAGGACGGCUCCUGCACUCACACAAAAAACAACAUCAACCCCUGGUGGCGACUGGAUCUGCAAAAAACACACAAAGUAUUUUCUGUUAAGAUAACCAACCGAGACGAAGACGCAGAACGACUCAAUGGAGCUGAGAUCCGCAUUGGAGAUUCUCUUGCAAACUAUGGCAACAACAAUACCAGGUGUGCUGUGAUCACAAGUAUCCCGUCAGGUGGUGUCCAAGAGUUUGAGUGUAAUGGGAUGGACGGUCGCUACGUCAAUAUAGUCAUCCCAGGAAGAGAAGAGUUCCUGAGUCUGUGUGAGGUGGAGGUGUAUGGCUCUCGCCUGGAUUUUAACUGUCGAUGCCUCAAAGCAGUUCCUGUGAGCAGUGAUCCAGAGGGCCACACCUCACAACUUACCCUUCCAGGUGGUAGUCUGAUUGACCUGCCUGGUCUGCCUGCAGUAGCUAUGGGUGGCGUUUGGGACUUGGGCAAGAACUUCAGAUACAUACCUGCCCAUGAGAUUGCCAAGUCUCUGGGUCCUGACAAAUCCAAGGCCCUUCCUGUGCUCCAUGCCUUCACUGGCUGUGACAUAGUAUCUAUAUUUGCAACUAUGAGCAAGAAGAGAGCAUGGGAUACGUGGGGUGCCAAUGACAUGGCAACAGAGGCGUUCAUGGCUCUGUCAAAGGCUCCAAAAAGCAUUCGAGAGGAGGUCAUUUACAUUGUUGAGCGCUUCCCAAUUCUCCUCUACGAGCGCACCAGCAGCCAACUCAACAUCGAUGAAGUUUGUCUUGAGUUGUUCACAAAGAAAGGAAGAGGAAUGGAGAAAAUCCCCCCAAUUAAGGAUGCACUGGUGCAGCACCUCAAAAGAGCAGUAAUGAUGAUACUCAGUGUUUUCCUUCUGCUGCUCCUCCUGGAGACAUGCUCAGCCAUCACUUAUGAAAAUGUGGCCUUGCGUGGAAAAGCGACCCAGUCAGACCGCUAUGAGCACGCGUUUGGUGCUGCCGACAGUGCUAUUGAUGGAAACCGUGAAUCUAAUUUCCAUUCCGGAUCAUGCACCCACACUGACGAAGAGACCAACCCCUGGUGGAGAGUGGACCUGCUGGAGUCCUACAUCGUCACCUCCGUCAUCAUCACCAACAGAGGAGACUGCUGUCAACAGAGGCUCAACGGGGCAGAGGUUCACAUUGGAAACUUGUUACAAGACAAUGGUGCCGCAAACCCAGUCUGUGCUUUGAUCACAAGCAUCCCGGCAGGUGAUACUGUUGAAUUCCAGUGUUCCGGCGGGAUGGAUGGCCGAUAUGUUACCAUAGUUGUCCCUGGAAGAGAGGAGUACCUGACCCUGUGCGAGGUGGAGGUGUAUGGGUACCGACUACCAACUGGAGUGAACCUGGCACUCCAAGGAGAAGCCUCACAGUCAUCAGUGUAUUUUGGUGCCGAUGCAUCUAGGGCCAUUAAUGGGAAAAAAAACACCUGCAUCUGGGGUGAUGAGUCCCUCAGUAUCACAAACGAAGAGCUCAACCCCUGGUGGCGACUGGAUCUGCACAAAACCCACAAAGUGUUUUCUGUAAAAAUAACCAACCGAGCUGAGGAUGCCCCAGAACGAAUCAAUGGAGCUGAGAUCCGCAUUGGAGAUGAUCUGGUAAACCAUGUCAGCAAUCCCAGGUGCGCUUUGAUCACAAGCAUCCAGGCAGGUGCUACUGUUGAAUUCCAGUGUUCCGGCGGGAUGGAUGGCCGAUAUGUUACCGUAGUUAUCCCUGGAAGAGAGGAGUUACUGACCCUGUGCGAGGUGGAGGUGUAUGGGUACCAACUACCAACUGGAGUGAACCUGGCACUCCAAGGAGAAGCCUCACAGUCAUCAGUGUAUUAUGGUGCCGAUGCAUCUAAUGCCAUUAAUGGGAAGAAAGACACCUGCAUCUGGGGUGAUGGGUCCCUCAGUGUCACAAACGGCGACCUCAACCCCUGGUGGCGACUGGAUCUGCGCAAAACCCACAAAGUGUUUUCUGUAAACAUAACCAACCGAGCUGAGGCUGUCCCAGAACGAAUCAAUGGAGCUGAGAUCCGCAUUGGAGAUGAUCUGGUAAACCAUGUCAGCAAUCCCAGGUGCGCUUUGAUCACAAGCAUCCCGGCAGGUGCUACUGUUGAAUUCCAGUGUUCCGGCGGGAUGGAUGGCCGAUAUGUUACCAUAGUUAUCCCUGGAAGAGAGGAGUACCUGACCCUGUGCGAGGUGGAGGUGUAUGGGUACCGACUACCAACUGGAGUGAACCUGGCACUCCACGGAGAAGCCUCACAGUCAUCAGUGUAUUUUGGUGCCGUUGCAUCUAAUGCCAUUAAUGGGAAAAAAAACACCUGCAUCUGGGGUGAUGGGUCCCUCAGUGUCACAAACCAAGAGCUCAACCCCUGGUGGCGACUGGAUCUGCGCAAAACCCACAAAGUGUUUUCUGUUAAAAUAACCAACCGAUUUGAUGAUGUCCCAGAACGAAUCAAUGGAGCUGAGAUCCGCAUUGGAGAUGAUCUGGUAAACCAUGUCAGCAAUCCCAGGUGUGCUUUGAUCACAAGCAUCCCGGCAGGUGCUACUUUUGAAUUCCAGUGUUCCGGCGGGAUGGAUGGCCGAUAUGUUACCAUAGUUAUCCCUGGAAGAGCGGAGUUACUGACCCUGUGCGAGGUGGAGGUGUAUGGGUACCGACUACCAACUGGAGUGAACCUGGCACUCCAAGGAGAAGCCUCACAGUCAUCAGUGUAUCAGGGUGCCGUUGCAUCUAAUGCCAUUAAUGGGAAAAAAAACACCUGCAUCUGGGGUGAUGGGUCCCUCAGUGUCACAAACCAAGAGCUCAACCCCUGGUGGCGACUGGAUCUGCGCAAAACCCACAAAGUGUUUUCUGUAAACAUAACCAACCGAGCUGAGGAUGUCCCAGAACGAAUCAAUGGAGCUGAGAUCCGCAUUGGAGAUGAUCUGGUAAACCAUGUCAGCAAUCCCAGGUGCGCUUUGAUCACAAGCAUCCCGGCAGGUGCUACUGUUGAAUUCCAGUGUUCCGGCGGGAUGGAUGGCCGAUAUGUUACCAUAGUUAUCCCUGGAAGAGCGGAGUUCCUGACCCUGUGCGAGGUGGAGGUGUAUGGCUCUACCCUGGAUUAGCUAUAAAGUUAUCUUCAUUUGCAAGAAUUUAACUAAUGCUGCAUUAUGUACUCAUCUUAAGUUUGACUGUUCACAUGACAAAGAACCAAUAAAUGUGCAACAUGGAGCUUAGUCAGAUAAA
Messenger RNA from Sebastes umbrosus (honeycomb rockfish), 4946 nucleotides. RefSeq lists its product as uncharacterized. NCBI's taxonomy places the organism in Eukaryota, Metazoa, Chordata, Actinopteri, Perciformes, Sebastidae. The transcript has 24 exons. The coding region runs from base 5 to 4825 and encodes 1606 amino acids. The record is from RefSeq and is a predicted model, not a curated record.